AGGGUCUACCUGCGUUGUCCUUUGUGUAGCUCUUGUUUCCAUGCAAAUUGUGCUGAAUACGAAAUAGAACUUUUCCUCACGAAGGAACUCUCAGGAACACUGUGUGAGAAGUGUGCUUGUGCAAAAAACUAAGAUGUCUACAAGGAAACUUGUAUCUGUCUCUGUGACAAGAAAUGGUGUCACUACUAAAAUUCCCUGUACCCAAGAAGUUGCAGACAUGCUGAUGUCCAAGGAAAUAGAUUCAAAGGUGAAAGAAAUAAUUGUAAAUGAACUGAUGUUGUCUCCAUCCACACCUCCAUCUACUGGAGAGACAUCAAUGUUGCCUAGUCCUUCAACACCACCAUUGCCUGGUCCUUCAACACCAUCAUUGCCUGGUCCUUCAAAACCAUCAUUGCCUGGUCCUUCAAAACCAUCAUUGCCUGGUCCCCAAACACCAUCAUUGCCUGGUCCUUCAACACCAUCAUUGCCUGGUCCUUCAAAACCAUCAUUGCCUGGUCCCCAAACACCAUCAUUGCCUGGUCCUUCAGCACAGGAUGAAGAUACAAAUGAAAAGUGGGAUGUGCAAAGCAUAAAGCUGUUGAAAAAGUCAUUUCAUGAUAUAGAAAGGACUUCAAAACCUCUCAAGAACAAGUGGCAGAAGGUGGCGUCUGAGGUCAAUAGAGUCGGAGGGUACAGUUUUUCAGCAGAAAAAUGCAGACUAAAAAUAAAGGGUCUUAAAUCAAAAUAUGAACGUCAGAAGAAAAAAAACAACACUUCUGGUGAAUCACCAGCUUCGGAUGAAGAUGAUGAGGAUUUCGAUGUUUUUGAGAAAAUACCGGAUAUGAAACCAAAAGCAGUUCUAGAAUCUGGAACUGGAACCUCAAAAAAAAGGCCAGCUGCUGAUGAUUCAUCUUCUGAAGAAACAGAGCCUCUACCAGUGAAAAAGAGAGUCCAUCCGAAAAGAUCUGCAGAGAUUUUGCAAGUCAUGUUAAAAGACCUGAUGGAAAAACGAGAAGAAAAAGCAGAACAAAGACAUCAGGAAAAACUUGCCACUGCAAACUCCCUCAUAGAAGUCCUGAAAGAGUUGGCAAAAAAAUAAUUUUACA
Magallana angulata is the source of this 1085-nucleotide messenger RNA. Its product is annotated as proteoglycan 4-like. The transcript is spliced from 5 exons. NCBI's taxonomy places the organism in Eukaryota, Metazoa, Mollusca, Bivalvia, Ostreida, Ostreidae. The record is from RefSeq and is a predicted model, not a curated record. The coding region runs from base 134 to 1078 and encodes 314 amino acids.